CACUUUGUGGCCUGUGCCAGCACACAGCAGACUCCAUCUUGAAUGAUCAAGAGCGCUGAACUUGAAUAGAAUCGCGUGUUUUCAUACGGUUCCGAACGUUUGUGUUAAUUGUUUAUUUAUUUCAGAAUAGGAUUUUAUACCACUUAAAGGAAAAUAUCACUUAAGGGUAGAAAUGUGCGUUACAAAAGCACAGUUUCUUGCAAGUGAGUGGGGAAAAAGAUUAAAAGGACGCCUAAUGGUCGAUUAAACGUACAUUUGAGCGUUUAAAAAUGCAUAAUUGUGUUUUAGGAUAAAGUGAAGCACAGGAGUUGAGGAGAGCUCCUCUCACAAGGGGUUGGGUUGCCGUGCCGAUUGGCUGCUGUUCAUAGACACAUACAGUCACGGGCUUGAAACAGAACCAGGGGCAGGUCGACAGCAAAGGAAACCAUAAUCAUUGAAAAUGAAAAGUACAACGUCCGCAUCGUAACCCAGAGGUACGUUGUGACUCAGACAUCGCGCACUGGAAAGCUUCCUCUCUGUGUUCUCUGGCCUACUACUGCAGCUGCGGCUGGGAUUUUCUUGAUCCACUUUCACAAUUUGGAAAAAAAGGUCAUUUCACGCGCACAAACGAAGAGUUUUCAAUAUGAAUAAGACUGGCCAACAUUUAAAUGAUAAUGUAGCAGAGCCGUUAUGAUUCGGUCACAUGUGCUUAGUCUCAGUAAUUCAACACAUUGCCGUACCUGUCCACAGGUGCUGGAUCUGAUUGACUGUACAUGGAAAACAUCACCCAUAGGCAGACAGGCACUUGGCUUUGACCCUGGCCCUUCCUGUCUCGUCUGUCCGUGGGUUAAAAACUUAAGAGCCAUAGUUUACUUACUUAUCAUCUCUAGAGAAGCCUUGGAGAUCUGAGCCUUUGCCUCUGCCUGACAGGGACCCACAAGGCUUAUGGAACAAUGUGUGCACGAUGAACUCAGAUUGGUGUGUGGUAGCCAGACUGACUUAUUGACACAUCUGUCUCAAAAUGGAUGCAGCUCUGACUGACAGCUGCACGUCCCCACCUAGCCCUGAUUUUAGUCUGGAUUCAUCCAGUCCAUUUGCAAAUGGACUGCACUUUGAUUCAAUUCUGUUUGAAGACGAGGAUGAGGAUGAAGUUAUGGAUCCAGAGACAUUGUCUCAGCUGGAAAGAGCCUCGUGUGGCUCAACGAGAGAUCAUACAACAAAUACAAAUUCAAAGACAAAAUUGGAUGUCAAGCCUAGAAGCAAAAUUUCAAAGGCUAGCUCAUCCUUGGGGCAAGAAGUCGUCUUUGAAGACAAGUCUAAAAGUGAUUGUGGGCUUUCUUCUCUUGUAAGCAGGCCUGCCGGGAUUAUAAUGACAAAAAAAAUGAAAACAAAGGCUCUACCACCAGUGAAAUAUUUAGAGGGUGAAGUUAUAUGGGCUAAAUUCAACCGUAGACCAUGGUGGCCAUGUCAGGUGACUGUUCACCCAGUUGAGGGAGUUUACCACAGAAUUAAAGAGCCACCAGAUAGGACCAAUCGUCAGUAUUUCCUCAAGACAUUUGGGGAACCUGAAGAACAAGCAUGGGUUCCUGAGCGAUCUACUCAUAUAUUUGUGGGUGGAUAUCAGUUUAACAAUCUCCCUUUUGUGAGGGGAAGUGGACGUCAACAAGAUGAAAACACCAGACACUCUAUACCCAAGCGUUUUCUAAACUCUUGGAGAGAUAGUGUGGUUGAAGCGGAAGCACUUCUCCUGGAGAAGCCAAGGGUCACCACUCCAUGCUCAGACUUCUCCAAAACAAUCUCUGAAGGAACCACAAAUAACACAGAAAACAAAGUGUCUGUGCCAGUGGAAUUACCCAACAUUAGUCUUCUGAGCAAUGGAACAGUUACACAAAAAGACCACCUGAACACCUUACCACAUAAUCAGGGGUCUAAAAACAAAAAGAAACAAAGAAAGUCAUCAACACUUUUAAAAACAUCUGAAGAAUUUCAUUACGAGAAGGAUAAGAUUAUGGAAGGGUUGGACAGUCCCUACUCUGACAUUGAUUCAGUACCACAGAUCCGCAGAUGUCCCAAAAGCUCUGAGCGAAUAUCAAAUAUUGAACAAUCAAACUUAACCCCAAGUCAGCUUCCUAUUACAAAUGACAAAGAAAUAAAAAAGAAUGUGGAGAAACAGGGUGGCCUUUGGUUCAGUAAAACAGGGAAAGGUCAAGUCAAUGGGGGACUUGGUCGUGCUGGAAUUAAAUCUGUGAAUUGUUCCUUCGGAAAGGUAUCUUGUAAAAUUAAGAUGCCAGAUUCAGCAAGCAUGAAAUCCAAGGACAAUCACAUCACCGGACUUGAACAUCUAUCUACCGAAGCCAGGAAAGCUCUCGGUAGGAGAGUGAAGUGCCUUCCAGCAAGUAGUCGCCUCAUGACGAGAGCACUGAAGGCGAUGGAGGAGGCAGAGUGGAUGAAGAAACAACUGGUAAACCAAGAGUCAACCUCAAAUGUUGAUAUAGAGAAUUGUGUAUCUUCUUCUGACUUUACAUUACCUGAAGCAACAGAUGUAGACAACAGUGGCUCUUCACAGAAGAUGCCAACUACAGCAAGCAGUGAUCUGAAAGAGGACUCAAACAUUAGCACAUGCACCCAGCUGUCAUCCGAUCCUCUGAGUUGUAAAGACAAUGAACAUUUAGUCAAAUCUGAAGAUGAAGCUUCUUUGAUAUCUCAAGCACCUGUUGCCUUUCAUUCAUCCAAAUUCAAACAAGAGAGUCACAUUUCUAAUUUAUCUUCUAGUUCUACACCAAAUUUGUGCUUAAAUAUGGAAGAUAUGGAGAACAUGAAAGAAAUAACCUUCAAAUCACUAGCAAAUGAACACAGUGGCCAACCUCUGUUGUUUCAUCCUAAUGCAAACUAUAAGUUUAGCACAUUCCUAAUGAUGCUUAAGGAUGUACACGAUAGCCGGGAAAAAGAUGGAACAGCAUUGGUAAUAGAACCGUUACCCAAAAAUGAACUUAUUAAAGAGGAGCCAUCACUGAUUCCAAACAUGAAGGAUGAGCUGACCACAGGAAACACAGUAGCAGCACAAAAAUGUCAACAGGGCAAAAUCACAUCCAAACAGAAGAAGAUGAAGCUGAAAUCUGGGACCAAUAUUAUCCCAGAAAAUCAGUUAAACUCUACAUUUUCAAAAAAUGCUCAAAGUCUUAGUAAAAAAAUGAGUUCAAAAAAGAAAACCACUGAGGUUACAGCAAACACCCACUCCAAAGAUGCAUUUGACAAACUGAUAUCUGAGCAUCACCUGCCCUCAGAGGAACCAGAGACCAAGUUCUCAGCAAAUGUGCCCAAAAAGCGUUGGCAGAAGUUUGACCAAGUCAGUAACAAAGCAUUGCAUGCAGACGAAGGUAGUUGUAUUCAAGAAACAGAAAGAUUGCCCUCAGAAAAUUGUGACAUUUUGGUGGGUGGCACAAAUAAGUCUUGUUCUUUUUUGCCUGAGAAGGCAACUUCCAUCAGUGCAUCAGAAAAUUCUCAAGCCAACUGUCAAAAAAAUGACACCCCUACAGAAUGUAAACGUAUUAGAAAACCUAGCAAAAGACUCAUAGAAUGGACAGAAGAAUAUGAUCAAUUGUUUUCUACUAAGAAGAAAGCAAAAAAGAAACCUGAGUCGUUUAAUAAGGUCGAAAACCACAACUGCAGUGGCCCAGUGGAGAAAACAUCUGGUGAAAGUAUUCAGAAUCCUCAGGUAACAGAACAAGGUAUGUCGAGGCCCCUGCCAGAAUUACAGACUCCUCCUCCAGAAGACCUGUCUCGGAGCACUCCUUCAAUAAAUACCACACCAUGUCAAGAGAGUCAAGUGUUGUCUGUUGACACGCUAACUCCACCUCCAGAAACAAUCCCAUCACCAUGUGCUGAAAUGUGCCAUAGGGAGCAGCUUCAAAGACAAAAUGCUUUAGCCAUUGGUGAUGGUGUGUGUUUAAGCACAAAGAGACAACGAAAACCCACCAAAAAGAUUCUAGAAAGCUCCAUUGAAGCUGAACCAAUUCUCAUCCCUAAAAGAAAGGUGAAGUCACAGAAGAUUUGCUCAUCUGGACAAUCUACAAGAUCAGGGAUGGGACAACAUUCAUCAAAAAGUAAGAACAAGCUGUCUUCUGAGUCCAUCGACACACCAACUGACCCAAUACUAAAAAGCACAGAGCUGGAUAUAAAAGUUGCCCCCGCAAUGCCUCAUACAGUUAACCCAGAAUCAGCUGAGGAUGGCUCUGAUGUUCUCAGAUGCUCAAGUUCAGAGAUGUUUGAAUCUAGUUAUGGCUUGUGUUCUGAAAGAGAAGAAAAAUCACAAUCUGAUGAAGGACUACCGGAUAAUAAAAGACUGCCAGAGGAGAAAGGUGGCAGCAUCUUAUUCAUGGAAAAUGUGUGUCAGGCGUGUGAGAAACAGGGAGAUCUCCUUCUGUGUGAAGGGCAAUGCUGUAGGGCAUUCCACCCACAAUGCACUGGUCUGAACGAGCUUCCCACAGGAAAGUUUUUAUGUCAGGAGUGCACGUCUGGUAUACACUCAUGCUUUGCUUGUAAGAGCUUGGGUGAGGACGUCAGGCGCUGUAUGCUUCCUGGAUGUGGGAAGUUCUACCAUGGGGAGUGCGCUGCCAGCCAUGCACCCACUGUACCUCUGAACCGGGCCUUUCGUUGCCCUCUACACGUCUGCCUGUCGUGUUUCAUCACAAACCCUACCAAUCCAUCCAUAUCUAAAGGCCAGCUAACCUGCUGUAUCAGAUGCCCUGUGGCAUAUCACGCCAACGAUUACUGCGUACCUGCUGGGAGUGUCACGCUCACAGACAGCAACAUAGUGUGUCCCAAUCACUUCACACCAAGAAAAGGCUGCCGCAACCACGAGCAUGUCAACGUCAGCUGGUGCUUCGUCUGCUCAGAAGGAGGUAGUCUACUGUGUUGUGAGUCAUGUCCUGCAGCAUUUCACAGAGAGUGUUUGAACAUCGACAUGCCAGAAGGCAGCUGGUACUGCAACGACUGUCGUGCUGGAAAGAAACCACACUACAAGGAGGUAGUGUGGGUGAAAGUGGGCCGCUACAGAUGGUGGCCAGCGGAAGUUAGCAAUCCCAAAAACAUUCCUGAGAAUAUCCUCCGCAUGAGACAUGAUGUUGGAGAGUUCCCAGUUCUUUUCUUUGGUUCUAACGACUACCUGUGGACUUACCAAGCUCGUGUUUUCCCUUACAUGGAGGGUGAUGCCAACAGUAAAGAGAAAAUGGGAAAGGGAGUUGACUCUACCUAUAAGAAAGCUUUGGAAGAAGCUGCACUAAGAUUCAAAGAACUGCAGGCCGAGAAAGAACUGCGGCAGCUCCAGGAGGACCGACGAAAUGACAAGAAACCUCCACCAUACAAACAUAUUAAGGUGAACAAACCAAUUGGCAAAGUGCUGAUCAUCUCGGCAGACCUUUCGGAGAUUCCCCGCUGCAACUGCAAAGCAUCAGACGAGAACCCCUGCGGUAUGGAUUCAGAGUGCAUCAACCGCAUGCUGCUGUACGAAUGUCAUCCACAGGUUUGUCCCGCAGGGGAGCGCUGCCAGAACCAGUGCUUCACCAAACGGCAGUACUGCCAGGUGGAGAUCUUCAGGACACUGUCUCGAGGCUGGGGGCUGCUCUGUGUGCACGACAUUAAAAAGGGAGGAUUUGUUAACGAAUAUGUUGGAGAGGUGAUUGACGAGGAAGAAUGCCGUGCCCGGAUUAAACAUGCUCAGGAGAACAAUAUCGGCAAUUUCUACAUGCUUACAUUGGACAAAGAUCGAAUUAUUGAUGCCGGGCCCAAGGGAAAUGAAGCCCGUUUUAUGAACCACAGUUGCCAGCCGAACUGCGAGACCCAAAAAUGGACGGUCAAUGGAGACACGCGUGUUGGGCUUUUCGCGCUUACGGAUAUUCCUGCUGGCACAGAGUUAACAUUCAACUAUAACCUUGAGUGUCUGGGCAAUGGGAAGACCGUGUGCAAGUGUGGUGCAUCUAAUUGCAGUGGAUUCCUGGGAGUAAGGCCAAAAAACAACCCCCCAUCAGACGAUAAAGGCCGUAAGCUGAAGAAGAAGUCCCAGAUGAAGCGCAAAUCCCAGCAGGAAGUAAUCAAGGAGCGGGAGGAUGAAUGCUUUAGCUGUGGAGAUGGAGGACAGAUUGUGUCCUGCAAGAGGCCAGGCUGUCCUAAGGUUUACCAUGCCGACUGCCUCAAUCUCACCAAGAGACCUGCAGGCCGUUGGGAGUGUCCCUGGCAUCAGUGUGACUUGUGUGGACAGGAAGCAGCUUCCUUCUGUGAGAUGUGCCCUAGUUCCUAUUGUGUCGAACAUCGAGAUGGCAUGCUUUUCAUAUCCAAACUGGAUGGGCGAUUGUCAUGCAGCGAGCACGACCCCUGUGGCCCCGAGCCCCUGGAGCCUGGUGAGAUCCGGGAAUGCCCUGCAGAACUCGUGACAACGUACCCUAUAAACCUCAUCAGAGCUGCCAAAACCAAAACCACAACCCUAAACACCACGGCUGUCCCGCAGGCUCCCUCUCCCCCUGAUAUAGCCCCUCAGGUCUCAUUUAGCCCCCCCAGUAGCCCUCUACCACUUAACAUCUCUUUAAACUGUGCAUAUUCACCCAUUUCUCCCUAUGGAGAAGAAAAAGAAGAAGAGGACGACAGUUUGAUGCGUUUAGAAAUGGAUGGUGAGAAAAGCGCAUCUCCAGAUAAUUCGGAAAGACUAAGGAUAAAGAAGAAAACCGAAGUAUGAAGGUUUAAUUUAUUGACUAUCGAAGCAAACUGACAUGUGGUUUAAAUGUCCCAACAGACCUCUUUUUAGCCAUGUUCUUGUUUUCUCAAACUACUUUCACUGAGGGUAUCUGGUGUAAUUUGAGUUCCAAUCACUACAACUUACUUGAAGAUGGCACUCAAAAAAAAAGUUUGCAUCUCCAUCUGUUAUCACUUGCAGAUUUUAUGAGGUUGAUUUUAAGGAAGAUGAAGAUGACAGUGCUUAUAAAAAAAGAUUCAAAUGAUGAUUGAACAGUAUCUUCUUCAUACAAUGCCAUCAACAGUUACAACAUCAUAGGACGUCAUGAGAUUUUGGCCAUCUUAUUAUUUCUUGCUACAUCUGGCACUAUGAAAGAUGUUAAACAUCACAAAAACGCAACAUUGAAGAGAAUGAAAAUACAGUAUUGAGGGAAGGGAAUAUAUUUUUCCAAGGAAAUGCCAUUGCCUUCUUCAUCGAGUCAAAUAAUAAUGACUAUAAAUAAUAAGUACCGUUACCAAAACUCAUUUGCUCUGUGAGCAAAUGGUACAUAACCUAAGCUUAGGUUCAAUUUUACUAUUGAAUAAGUGGUUGAUAUAUUCAAAUCCAAAGUAUACUUUGGUUUUUACAAACAAAUGCUACAUGCAUACAGUGCGUGUGACGUAAAUUUCAUCACCAGCCCAAUUUUUGUAACCGUGUGUACUUAAUUUGCGCUAAUAAUCUGGUACACAAAGUAGCAACACUGGGCUGAACUGUUUGAAACUAAAAAGAAACGUAAGAGAUGGAACAACAAACUACCGAAGACCACAUUAACAACAGAAAUGCACAUUGAUGAGCGAUUGCGUGAGAAGGUUUAGAGAUAUCGCAACUCUAGUUUAAAAGAGUACAAAGAGUGUAGAUUCUAGAGAAAAACAGCACGGACAUUAGAUAAAGAUGAAAAUGUCUAGUGAAUGUGUCAACCGCCUAUGUUGGCAUAAGUUAUCAAAUUGACUAUACUUUGAAAGGCUAUGCGUUUGGCAUAUGCUAAGCAUUUGCAUUAAAACUGAAAUAUACUUUGGUGAUGGUAAUUAAUAAAAUUAAAAUAUCGGUGUCUUGAUCCUGUAUUUUUUUCACAUCGUAUUAUAGAGCCUGCUGUUAAAAUGACUUCAAGACUAUCGGUUUGUUGAAGCACUUUUGUAUAAUAAUCCAAAAUUCGCCUGCUAACAUGUUUAGACAAAGGCAAGAAUGCUUGUAAUUUAUUUGAGAUAAUUUUAGGAGAAUUCCCAGAAAUGUCUCCGAAUUAAUCUUAGCCAAAUUGUCACAAAAUUUUCUGGUGUAAAUUGUGCUGUAAAUUUAAAGGUGAACAGUGUGAUUUUUGAAACACUUGUGGCAUCCAACAGUUACAAAACAUUCAAACAAACAGGAAGUUCUGUCCCAACUCACACCAGUGGUUGAGCCAGAAGUUUAAAUGUUGGCUGCUCAACCAGAGCAAACUUAUGAAAGCGCAACUAUGAGGUCUAGUUAGAUGAAAAAUAUGAGCUGUUCUAUCCUGUUGUACGUUUUUAUACAUUUCAGCUAAAAGGGAGAAAGUAACAGACUUUGCAAUUCUGAUAAUGAAACACUCCCAGCCAAGUCUUUGUCAUUUGUUGACUUCAUGUUAAAUCAACAUACAAUUUGAACUGAGACUGCAAGUGUAAAACACUAGAAGACAAGUCCUCUAUCAUCAUUUGUGAAGCUAAUGUAUUGGACAAAUGAUAUUGGCCUGUUGCAUGUCUACACUCCUGAAUUUCCUCUUCUGGUUUUCCUGACCCCCAUCUAACUGAUCAUGUGUUCAUGUUGAACAGCAUUUUAGCUUUUAUUUUUACUGUAUUCAUGUAUAGCAAUGUUAACUUAUUAGUUUUCUUGCUGCUCCUAGAGUCAUUUCACUUCAGUAUAUUUCAGACAAAUUAUCAAGCGAAAGGGUAAAAAAAAUCUGUUGCCUUGUCAGAGAUUUUAAUUGUGCUGUAGUGCUUUGUACAGAAUAAACAACAGUACACACUU
Messenger RNA from Megalobrama amblycephala (Wuchang bream), 8719 nucleotides. RefSeq names its product nuclear receptor binding SET domain protein 1b (gene nsd1b). The coding region runs from base 1001 to 6706 and encodes 1901 amino acids. NCBI's taxonomy places the organism in Eukaryota, Metazoa, Chordata, Actinopteri, Cypriniformes, Xenocyprididae. The record is from RefSeq and is a predicted model, not a curated record. The transcript has 24 exons. Gene Ontology annotation, molecular function: protein binding; histone H3K36 methyltransferase activity. Gene Ontology annotation, cellular component: chromatin; nucleus. Gene Ontology annotation, biological process: regulation of DNA-templated transcription.